This is a messenger RNA of Anopheles maculipalpis, 655 nucleotides long. RefSeq names its product protein D2-like. The transcript has a single exon. The record is from RefSeq and is a predicted model, not a curated record. NCBI's taxonomy places the organism in Eukaryota, Metazoa, Arthropoda, Insecta, Diptera, Culicidae. The coding region runs from base 35 to 655 and encodes 206 amino acids.
CCCAGUCAGUAUCGAGACAGCAUCCAACGGAGUAAUGUCAAUCUGCCGGCUGCAAACUCGCGCAUCGUCCAUUUUUACCACCUCAAUCCGGCUGUUUAGUUCCGCUAUUGCAAAAAGCAUGGAUAAGCACGAAGUCGUUCCCGAUGUGGUGCCGGUUGCACCGACCGAAGUGGCCAAGGUAACGUACCCGAGCGGUGCAGUCGUCAGCGAGGGAAACGUACUCACCCCGACCCAGGUUAAGGACGUACCGAAGGUGGAAUGGAAUGCGGAAAGUGGCGCCAUGUAUACGCUCUGCAUGACCGAUCCGGAUGCACCGAGUCGCAAGGAGCCGACAUUCCGUGAAUGGCAUCACUGGCUGGUUGGAAACAUUCCCGGUGCGGACGUGUCGAAGGGUGAAACACUGUCGGCGUACGUUGGGUCGGGACCGCCGCAGGGAACCGGUCUCCAUCGUUACGUGUUUCUGGUGUACAAGCAGGAUGGCAAACUAACAUUCGAUGAGCCCCGGCUGACCAACACGAGCGGGGACAACCGUGGUGGAUUCGCUAUCCGUAAGUUUGCCGAAAAGUAUAAGUUGGGUAAUCCGGUUGCCGGGAACUUCUAUCAGGCCGAAUGGGACGAUUAUGUGCCGCUGUUGUACAAGCAGUUGGGUGCAUAA